AUGAGCUUUCGACCCCAGGAGCUACCGGCAGCGACGCCCAAGAAAAAAGUGACUCUGGCGCGGCUUGCCGAGAUGCGCCGGAGGAACCUACCAAUUAGCGUCUUGACGGCCUACGACUAUCCAACUGGUCAACGCUGCGAGCUCGGAAACGUCGAUAUCUGUCUCGUUGGAGACUCUGUGGCACAGGUCUGCCUCGGUUACGACAAGACGACCUCACUUACCCUCGACGAAAUGCUCCACCAUUGCCGAGCGGUCGCAAGAGCAUGCAAGACGCCCCAUCUCGUCGCGGAUAUGCCAUUUGGAACCUAUCACGUCUCCGUAGCAGACGCUAUCCGCAACGCUGUCCGGCUCAUCCAAGAGGGGAAUGCGGAAAGUGUCAAGCUGGAAGGCGGUAUGGAUGUCGUUCCCAUUGUCAAAGCACUCACAACGGCUGGGAUUCCUGUCAUGGCGCACAUAGGACUCAUGCCCCAGCGUGCCGCCGCUCUGUCAGGGUAUCGCGUCCAAGGUCGCGAUGCCCAAGGUGCACUCUUGCUGUUACACGCAGCAAAGGCACUCCAAGACGCCGGAGCAUAUGGAAUGGUUCUCGAGGCGAUUCCUCACAAGCUCGCCUCGCUUAUUACCGACACACUUUCGAUCCCUACCAUUGGGAUUGGUGCCGGCAAAGGCUGUAGUGGCCAGGUCCUCGUCUGGGACGAUGCAAUGGGUAACUGGACUGGACAUAAGGCAAAGUUUGUCCGCCGGUUUGCCAACCUUGGCGAAGUCGCGGCCCAAGGUGUUAAUGACUACGUCUCCGCCGUCCAAAGCCGCGAAUUCCCAGCGGAGGAACAUACUUAUGAUAUGCAUACAGGAGAAUGGGAAAAACUGUGCUCGUUGCUCGAGGAAGGAUCUAGUUAA
This is a messenger RNA of Serendipita indica DSM 11827, 894 nucleotides long. The record is from the annotation of a GenBank genome assembly. NCBI's taxonomy places the organism in Eukaryota, Fungi, Basidiomycota, Agaricomycetes, Sebacinales, Serendipitaceae.